GAACAAAUAAUUGCAACUGAAGCGGCUGGUUCUUGGCCAACUCCGUUUGUAUUUCCUGAAGUGCCGUGUGCUGCGUUCACUGAUGAAGUUUGCUAUCAGCAACUGAAACAAGUCGGUAUGACUGCUCUUAAUAAAUGCUGCACUAAAGGUAUUUAUUUAACUGAUAUUUGCAUGGCUGGACAUUGCUCAAAUUCGACGAUACAAAUUUGCUGUGCACAAAAAUUUUUGCAAGCGAGAUAUCGAUGUUGUGAGGAUAAAAAUCAAGAAAAGGCCGAUGCAAGCGAUUCGUUUAGUCGUUGUUGUUAUGAAAAUUUCGUCGAAGAUAGGGAUAAUUGUUGCCCUUCGGAUGUUGCGAAAAUUCAUUGGCUAUCGCUAUACGAUAUUUGUCUUCCUGACGUGAGGAUCGAUUUAAGCGAAGUUCAAUUAACUGCAUCGACAAGUGAUACUAAAAUGAUUUCAGUUGAUUUAAAUAUCGACAGAAGUUGGGACCACAAAUGUCGUUAUGGAGGAAAAGCUCUGCAAUUCCCUUAUUUGCCACAACAUUAA
Molecule: messenger RNA, 546 nt
Organism: Dracunculus medinensis (Guinea worm)
Lineage: Eukaryota; Metazoa; Nematoda; Chromadorea; Rhabditida; Dracunculidae
Source: the annotation of a GenBank genome assembly